Malus domestica (apple) is the source of this 888-nucleotide messenger RNA. NCBI's taxonomy places the organism in Eukaryota, Viridiplantae, Streptophyta, Magnoliopsida, Rosales, Rosaceae. The record is from RefSeq and is a predicted model, not a curated record.
AUGGUACUUAUAUACAUAGAAGAGGAAGAUUUGCUACGGUUCUUGAAGAGUGAUGAAACUCACACCAUAUUUCCUCUCUUUGAAGGAGCAAUUGAAACUGGAAAAAUAACGAAGUCUUCCUUCAGAAAUUGGGUGGUGUAUGCCUAUAUUGAGCGUAAAGCAUUGGCUCACUCCUUGAAUGAUACCAAGACCGCUGUCCAACAACUUCACAAGUUGGCGAGUGCAGUCGUAACUGUAAUUAUAACCGUGGUGAGCCUUUUGGUGAUGGGUCUGGCCACAACUAAGGUGAUCUUUGUUGUUACGUCUCAACUGCUGCUUGUGGGAUUCAUGUUCCAGAACAUGUGCAAAACUAUGUUCGAGUCCAUCAUCUUUGUGUUUGUGAUGCACCCUUUCGAUGUUGGUGAUCGAUGUGUGGUGGAUGGCGUGCAGAUGAUUGUAGAAGAGAUGAACAUUUUAUCAACCGUUUUCUUAAGAUACCACAACGAGAAAAUAUACUACCCAAAUUCCGUGCUUCUUACAAAGCCAAUUAGUAAUUUCAGAAGGAGUCCGGAUAUGGCUGACACUGUUGAUUUAACAAUUGAUGUCUCUACUCCAGUUGAUGAUGUUUCUGCACUCAAGAAGUCCAUACAAUCAUACCUUGAGAGCAAGCCGAAGUAUUGGAACCAAAAACACUCAAUCCUAGUGAAGGAGAUAGAGAAUGUGGAUAAGAUGAAAAUGACGCUAUGUGUUCAACACACCAUGAACCAUCAAAAUUAUGGGGAAAAGAGUGCUCGAAGAUCAGAGCUUGUGUUCGAGUUAAAGAAAAUUUUCCAAAACCUUGGCAUAAAGUACCAUCUUCUUCCUCAAGAAGUAACAUACCGCAAUUCAACACAAGCAACGGGAGGUUAA